AUGAUAUAUACUGCAGAACAGAUUAGACAUAAAAAGAAAUUGAAGAAAGGAAUCAAUUUCAAUUUGUUGGUUGUAGGAGUGAAUGAUUUAGGGAAGAAAACGUUUAUCAAUACAUUAAUCAAUCAACCUUAUUAUCAAAUCAAUCAACCAAUUCCAAACACAUCACAAUCAAGUAUAGCAGGAACAAGCAGUAGUAAAUCUUUUCAGGAUUCUUCCAAUAAUAAUGAAUUAUCAAUUGAAACUAAUUCAUUUGAAUGUUGUCCAGGAUCAAUACCAGUUAAACUUAAAAUAUCAGUUACUCAUAAUUUUGGAUUUAAUGUUCAUGAUGAUUCUCAUGGGCAUACUUUAUUAUCAUUUAUUGAAAAUAAACAUCGAGCAAUCUUGCAUGAAGAAUUGAAAAUUAGUCGCAAUCCAAAUUUACAAGAUAAUAGACUUCAUCUUGGAUUGUAUUUUAUUAGUGCAAAUGUGAAAGGAUUAUCAAAAUUUGAUAUAUCCAUGAUGACAACAAUAUGUCAUCGUAUUAAUUUGUUACCAAUAAUUGCUCAACGAGACGGGCUAACUGAUACCGAAUUGAGUCAAUGUAAACAUGCAAUAACUAGAGAUAUACAAGAGAAUAAUAUUCAGAUAUUCAAUUUUCUAUCCAAACUGAAUGAUGACGAUCAUAAACGAGAUGGGGAUUUUGAAGAAUACAUGACUUUAUCAGCUAAGGAAUAUGACUAUCUUAGUGAAUUGAAUAAAUUAAUUCCUUUUGCAGUUAUUGGAUCGAAUUCAAUUGGUGAAUUACAAAAUGAGAUUGUUCGAAAUACUAAAUGGGGCGCAAUCCGUAUUGAAGAUAAGAAUAUUUGUGAUUUCAAACUUUUGAAAAACGUAAUAUUUGAAACUCAUCUACAAGAAUUUAAAGAUGUGACUGUCGAAAAGAUAUACGAAAAGUUUAGACUUCAACAAUUGAUAAGAAAUUAA
Candida dubliniensis CD36 is the source of this 960-nucleotide messenger RNA. RefSeq names its product Spr28p (gene SPR28). Gene Ontology annotation, biological process: cytoskeleton-dependent cytokinesis; actomyosin contractile ring assembly; division septum assembly. The transcript is spliced from 3 exons. NCBI's taxonomy places the organism in Eukaryota, Fungi, Ascomycota, Pichiomycetes, Serinales, Debaryomycetaceae. The coding region runs from base 1 to 960 and encodes 319 amino acids. Gene Ontology annotation, cellular component: septin complex; cytosol; cell division site. Gene Ontology annotation, molecular function: GTPase activity; GTP binding; molecular adaptor activity. The record is from RefSeq and is a predicted model, not a curated record.